This is a messenger RNA of Protopolystoma xenopodis, 800 nucleotides long. The record is from the annotation of a GenBank genome assembly. Lineage: Eukaryota; Metazoa; Platyhelminthes; Monogenea; Polystomatidea; Polystomatidae.
ACUCUACUAUGUUAUCGCGAUGCGAAUAUCUUAUCUACUCUAGGGUCCUUAGGUCAUGUAGAACUCAUAAUUUUACACCCAAAAGAUUUUAUUACAUAGAUGGUCCAACUGAACCUUUAUCUCCAAUACCUGGUCGAUUUCCUAAAUGGUCAAAAAAUACCGAAGAAAUGUUUGGCAGCUUAUCAGAUAAUGCGAACAUUUUUUUACAUGGCGGUGCUGCUACUCCAACUUUUUUAUCUAAGCAAAUAGUCAACUAUGCUGUGUCACAUAAUUUAAAAAACAUUAAAGUUUUUCAUAUACACACGGAAGGAGAAUAUCCAUUCACAGAGGGUGAAGCUGCUAACCAUUUUCGCUCAUCUUCCUUCUUUGUUGCAACAAACUGUAGAGAAGCUGUUUCUUCGGGAAUUGCUGAUUACAUUCCUAUUUUUCUUAGUGAAAUUCCCCUACUUUUUAGGCAAAAGCUUAUUGCUCUUGAUUAUGCUCUUAUAAGUGUAUCACCUCCCGAUGAGCAUGGAUUUUGCUCUUUGGGUACAAGUGUAGAUAUCGUAAGACCAGCUAUCCAAAACGCUAAAUAUAUAAUUGGCCAAGUAAAUAAACACGUACCAUUCACCAGGGGAGAAGCAGCUAUACAUAUUAGCCAUAUUGAUUAUUUACUUCCUUUUGAUGUACCUUUGCAUGAAACAAGAUGGCCACCAAUUACUACGGUGGAGAACACAGUCGGUAGUAUUGUUGCAGAAACUCUUGUUUCCGAUGGUGCUACGCUGCAAAUAGGUAUUUGCUUUAAGCAAAAACAUGUUUAA